CGAAGUGCAGUGAUGGUAAGCAAGUUACCUGCUCCAUUUGUGGAGCAGUCCUUAGUUUCCACUACUCCACUUCCUCGCUAAGCACUCACUUGAAACAAGUCCAUAAGAAGGAACCGAUUCGUGGUGGUGGCAUGUAAGUACAAAUAAAGAAAAAUAUAAGUUAUAAGUAAAAUAUAGAGCACAAGCUUGUUACACAUAUGUAGAACACCGGACACGAAUAUCGAUGCAACAAGUGGUGAAUGCGUUGAAACGCAGGCGAGCACCUCGGGUGGCCGUAAGAGAAAAAAAGCACGACACCGUUCAUGACUGCACAUUUGAACGUCAGGAAUUGAUAUCUCGUGGAGUGGCACGCCUAAUCGCAAGUAACAUGUUACCAAUCUCCUUCCUUUCCUCUGAAGGCUUUCGCGACUUUAUGAAGUUAUUGGAACCAGGAUACAAAGUUCCCUCUCAACAAAGUAUACUCUCACGCUUACAAUUGUUUUAUAAUGACGUAAGAGAAAAAAUUGCAAACGAUUUGGCGGAGGUAGAAAGCGCAUCAAUUUCAGUGGACGAAUGGACAUCAAGAACUCAAGAUUGUUAUUUAUCAGUCGAAGCCCAGUAUAUUGACAAAAAUAGUGAAUUGUGCAAAGUUACACUUUGUAACGAGCAACUAGAAGACCGACCAAAUGCUGAAAACAUUGCAUCCGCAAUAGAAGUAGUUUUAGCCGAUUGGAACAUUUCCGACAAAACGCAAGCGAUAACGCACGACAGUGCAUCAGUCAUGAAUGCAGCAGCGCAACAACUUUUUAAUAUAGGGGACAGCAUCAAGUGCAGCGCUCACCUUUUGCAGCUUGUGACGCAUUAGCAGCUGUACCUGAUUACGAUAAAAUUUGCAAAAAAGGACGAAAUUUAACAGCACAUUUUCAUCGCUCAAAUAUUGCCAUAACUGCACUAGUAAACCGCCAAGUACAGUUGGGGAUAAAGGAAAAUCGACUCAUACAAUGCUGCGAAACACGUUGGAACUCCAAAUAUUACAUGUGUGAGAGGCUGCUUUUGAAUCGAAAUGCAAUCUGCCUAGUUUUAUCAGAUAAAACCGUUACAAAAACUUGCGAUGCGCUGAGGCUAGAAAUGCAAGAGAAGGAGUGGGGUGAA
This is a messenger RNA of Rhagoletis pomonella (apple maggot), 1131 nucleotides long. RefSeq lists its product as uncharacterized. The transcript is spliced from 2 exons. The record is from RefSeq and is a predicted model, not a curated record. The coding region runs from base 224 to 844 and encodes 206 amino acids. NCBI's taxonomy places the organism in Eukaryota, Metazoa, Arthropoda, Insecta, Diptera, Tephritidae.